CUUGUGCAUGCGAACACGCGCACGUCCAUGGAGCUGGCGCGCUUAGCAGUGGCGCCCAUCCUAUCCCUCAGUGCGACUCCUCCGAGGGAUCAGGAGUAGACUAAGUCAAACUUCCAACGGCUUAAAUUUUGUGCGCAACCUUUAAAAGGGAUUCAAGUCUCUGAGACUGAAGCAUGAAAUCUCACAUCAGCUUAGCCAGAAGGAGUCAAAGACAGUAAAAAGACAGGGGUCAGAGGUGAUGCCAUGUGCCAACGGCAAUCUUCUUUUAAUCCUCUCAAAUCAGACCAAAUUUCCAUCAGCCCAAAUGACUGCAGUGAUGUCCCAGAGUACGCCGAGGUGGUCGCAGAGGUAUACCGCCCGUGUUAUCCCGCAGGAAAAUUGAUGGUGCGGCCAGAUGGUUCGUCCCUCCAUGUGUGGUUCAUGUCAACACUUCCUGACCAUUUCAUGGGCUACAAGCAGACUCCAAGAUCCACGGCUGCAGCUUGAUUCAACCCCUCUCUGUUUUCUACCUCUUAUUCUUUGCCCCUCAUCCCUAACCACACCCUCCUCGCCCUUUCUCUUCUCUGCCUCGGCCUCUGUUUUAGCUCUCACCUCACAUUUCAACAGUCAAAGCCCUCCCUAAGCCCAACAUGGUGUCCCGCCUUCCCUUCUUAGUUUUUGUCAUGAUGUGCCAAGGCGCCCUGCUGGCAGACCCACCUCAAUCCCGUCGUGAGAUCCGCAUUGAGGGGGACCUGGUGCUCGGUGGCCUUUUUCCAGUGCAUGAGAAAGGCGCUGGAAUUGAGGAGUGUGGACGUGUGAAUGAGGACAGAGGGAUCCAAAGGCUGGAGGCCAUGCUAUUUGCCAUUGACAGAAUCAACAUGGACAACACCGUGCUACCAGGUGUCUCCCUGGGGGUGCAUAUUCUUGACACCUGCUCAAGAGAUACGUAUGCACUAGAACAGGCUCUGGAGUUUGUGAGAGCCUCUCUCACCAAGGUGGAUGACACUGAGUUCAUCUGUCCUGAUGGAUCAUAUGCUCUUCAAGAUGACAGCCCACUUGCCAUUGCAGGAGUCAUCGGAGGAUCUUAUAGCAGUGUAUCCAUACAGGUUGCCAAUCUUCUCAGGCUCUUUCAGAUCCCUCAGAUAAGCUAUGCUUCAACGAGUGCCAAGCUCAGUGAUAAGACCCGCUAUGAUUACUUUGCCCGCACUGUACCACCUGACUUCUACCAGGCCAAAGCCAUGGCAGAGAUUCUCCGGUUCUUUAACUGGACAUACGUGUCCACCGUAGCAUCAGAGGGUGAUUAUGGAGAAACUGGUAUAGAGGCAUUCGAACAAGAAGCACGAAUGAGGAACAUCUGCAUUGCUACUUCUGAGAAGGUGGGACGCUCAAAUGCUAAGAAGUCUUACGAGGCAGUGAUUCGUCAGCUCCUCCAGAAGCCAAAUGCUCACGUGGCCGUCCUUUUUCUGCGAAGUGAUGAUGCCAGAGAGCUGAUUUCGGCUGCUGCCCGACUUAAUGCCUCCUUCAUCUGGGUGGCUAGUGAUGGCUGGGGUGCACAAGAGAGCAUUGUCAAGGGAAAUGAGAUUACUGCUGAAGGAGCUAUUACACUUGAACUAGAGGCAAAUCCCAUACCAGAAUUCAACCAUUACUUCCUAAGUCUGGACCCUAUCAAAAACCACCGGAAUCCCUGGUUUAAGGACUUCUGGGAACAGAGGUUCCAGUGCUCUUUGGGAGCCAAAAGCUUAGGAUUAGGGGGAACACCUCUUCCACCAUGUGACAAGAACUUGCUGAUGGAUAAAAGAUAUUUCGAACCAGAGUCCAAGAUCAUGUUUGUGGUGAAUGCAGUAUAUGCCAUGGCCCGUGCCCUACACAACAUGCAGCGGAGCCUGUGCCUCAACACCACCAAACUGUGUGACAGCAUGAAGGCCCUGGAUGGGCGCAGACUCUACAGGGAUUACAUUCUUAAUGUCAGCUUCACAGCCCCAUUUGCCCCUCCAGGCAGUGAGACAGUUGUGAAGUUUGAUUCUCAGGGGGACGGCAUGGGCAGAUACAACAUCUUUAGCUAUCAACGUUCUGGGGAACGUUAUGGCUAUGUGCCAGUAGGAGAGUGGGCAGAGAGUCUGAGUCUAAACAACGAUCUGAUACGCUGGCCUAAAGAGGCAGUGCCAACCUCUCAGUGCAGCGACCCCUGUGAGCGCAAUGAGAUGAAGAAAAUGCAGGCAGGCGAGUACUGCUGCUGGAUCUGUACAGCGUGUGAGCCUCAUGAAUACCUCGCUGAUGAGUUCACCUGCUCGCCAUGCGCUCCUGGUCGGUGGCCAACAGAGGACCUCACAUCCUGUUAUGACCUUCCUGAGGACUACAUUAUGUGGGAAGAUGCUUGGGCCAUUGGUCCCAUUACCAUUGCAUGUGUAGGGUUUGUGUGCACCGGUCUGGUAGCCUGGGUGUUCAUCAGACAUAACAACACACCAUUGGUGAAAGCCUCAGGAAGAGAGCUCUGCUACAUUCUUCUCGCUGGAGUCUUUAUGUCCUAUGCGAUGACUUUCCUUUUUUUGGCCAAACCCUCUCCUGCCAUAUGUGCCCUGCGGCGCCUCGGACUGGGCACUUCAUUUGCUGUGUGCUAUUCAGCCCUGCUUACCAAAACCAACAGAAUCUCCAGAAUUUUCAACGGCGUGAAAGAUGGGGCGGGCGCAGUGAGGCCGCGCUUCAUUAGCCCAUUCUCUCAAGUAUUUAUCUGUCUGAGUCUGAUCUCCGUCCAACUAGUAAUGGUCUCAGUGUGGCUACUUCUGGAGGUUCCAGGGACACGGCGGUUUACGUUACCAGAACGACGCCAGACAGUCAUCCUCAAGUGUAAUGUGCGAGACUCCAGCAUGCUACUGUCUCUGGGAUAUGAUGUACUCUUGGUCAUCUUGUGUACUGUGUAUGCCUUCAAGACCAGGAAAUGCCCUGAGAACUUUAAUGAGGCCAAGUUUAUCGGAUUCACCAUGUAUACCACCUGUAUAAUUUGGCUGGCCUUUCUUCCCAUCUUCUAUGUCACAUCCAGUGACUACAGGGUUCAGACCACUACCAUGUGUAUCUCUGUCAGUCUAAGUGGCUUUGUGGUCCUGGGCUGUAUGUUUGCUCCCAAGGUCCAUAUCAUCAUGUUUCAGCCCCAGAAGAAUGUGACCAGCCACCGACUUAACCUCAACCGCUUCAGUGUCAGCGGGGCUGCCACUACAUACGCAUCUCAUGCUUCUGUCAGUGCCCACUUCGUCCCAACAGUGUGCAACGGGAGGGAAAUAGUUGACUCGACCACUUCCUCUCUGUGACAUCAUCCAGUUCGCUCGCUAAACCUGCCCCAGCGACUGUUAGCCAAGUGACGAACAUUUUUCAUCCCAGCGUUGUUUUUAUUCCCCCUUUUAAACACACAAACACUCUCUUACAUACACACACAAACACACUCACACAAACUGAAUACAAGCAAACGCCUUCCUUGUGGACUAGAACUGUAUUGUUUUACAAAUGUAGAAAGUGUGUAACUAUAAUUAAAUUAUUUUCUAGGGAUGUAUAUACAUUGAAUCAACAUUGUUGUACGUAGAGAAAUGAAAUAACAAAAAAAAAUGUUUUUAGGAGGAAUUUUUUGGAAACUUUGUUUUUGAUAGCCUUGUUCAAUGUAAAAAGACAUAAGCUUAAAUAUGGUAGGGGGACUGAGUCCUUCCAUCUGGAUGCACAUUUGUGGCUCUGCUUGCCUCACUGCAAUACCCACAGACUUUUGAUUCUCAUGCUUUUUGUAGUACCUCAUUGUAAUAACUAACUGUAUGCAUUUCUAAUGUGGAUCUGUACAUUUGUAUAUUAUACUACUGAUGGUUCAAAGAGCACAAUGUUAAAGGUCUUGUGACAUCAGAAUGAAUGUGGACAAAAAGAUAACUGGACAAACUAGAACAGCCAGAUAAGAAACUAAAAAUGGAAACAAACGCAAACAGAAAGAAAGAGACAGAGAGAGAUCCAUCAUAUUUGGUGAUAUAUUUCUGUUUGAGAAUAUAUCGUAUUUCAUCUUAAUAGAUGGUAAUUGUUUCCUGGAUCUUUGUCAAAACGGUCUUUGGCUGUUUUGGCAGAAAAACAUGUUUUACUUUUGAUACAAAUGAUAUUAUUUUCUAAUUAUGGUAUCCCUUUAUCUAAAUGGCCAUCAUUCCAGAGAUGUGUUCAGCAAAGCAUCACUUUUUCCCUGCCACUCUUAAGCUGAUGUGUUUUAAAGACUGCUGAGAUGCAUUGCUAAUAAGGAAUAGCUGGCUGAAAACACUUUAUUAAAUCCCCUAAAGAACAAACAAAAAAAAAAUUCAGUUACCCAGUUUUUAAAGUGUUUUGCAAAAGGAUUCAGACCAUUUGAUCUUUUUUACAUGUUGUCAUCUAACACCCUCAGUUUAUUAUAGUGGAUUAUUAUUGGAUAAAGCAACAAAAUUGUUGCAUAAUUGUAAAGUAAGAGAAAACCAUGAUACCAUGUUUUAACAUUCUGUACAACUAAAAUAUUAUAAAAGAGUCUCUUUCUAAAAUUACAUUAAGCUGCAUUCAACUUCAAGUUCUUUGGAGUUUCUCUCUACCAGCUUAUCAUCUGGAAACUGAAAUUAUUGCCCAUCAUUCAAAAUGAAUAUCGUUUGUGAACUGCAAUAGUCAAGUUUUAAUUCUCCAUUUUAAGCUUGGACUUUAAAUGGAAAAAAUAAUUGUACUGAUUUAAUCUAGGCAAUCCCAAUGUAUUUAUGUAUUUUUAGUGUCGUUAUCUGUUUGAAUGUGAAGUUUAAACUCAAAGUACAGCCGUUUGCAGCCUUUGAGAGGCUUUUCUUCAAGAUGAGCCCAUCUUCCCAUGGACCUUAUGAGCUUCCCUAUCCCUGCUUAAGAACGGCCUUCCCACAACAUAAUGCAUCCAUCACCCUGUUUCACAUUUUCCACAACAGAUUAAAUUUCAGAAAUUGGCUUUAAGUUUAAUGUUGGUCUUAUUUCACCAGUAGACCCUCUUUAUCUUUUUUCUUUUAUUAUUUCCCAUACAUGUUUUUUGGUAGUAAUUCUGAAUUUUUGUGUUACUUCCUUUAAAGAGUGACUCUCUCCUUGCUACUCUUCCAUUAUGGUUGGGUUAGAGAAGUGCAUGAGUAACAAAUAUAUCUUUAGUAGUUUUUUUUAUAAAACCACACAUCUGUUUCUUUGCACUACCCAGUUAUGUAAUUAUGAAUUUCCACAAUAUAAAAUAUGAAUAAAGUAUAUUGAUGUUCCAAUGUCCCAAGAAUACUUUUGCAAAGCACUAUAUGAACUUUGGGUUCCUAAACUGAGAAAGUAUGUCGCUAAAGAAAAAGGGGAUGUUUUGCUGAACACACGUUGACUUUUUCCACCUUUAGGGGAGUAGUAGCUUCUAAUUCAUGCCCCAUAGAUACCGUCUGGUUUGAUAUUUUCAAUAUGGCUAUGUGCCUUAAUCUGUGUUUGAUAGAUAAUUGUUGUUAGAGAUCAGAUUUACACUACCAGCUCAAAGUCUUUGUUUGGUUGAUGUAAAAAAGUGGCCUCAGUAUGAAGACAAUGCGUCUAUGGCAGCAGGUUUAUUUUAUGUGAAGUAAAGGUCCAGGAAUUCUAACAAAUCACACGUUUUAAGUGGGUUCCUUGAGUCUGAAAAACAAAGAAUAUUUAGAAAAAAUAUAUUUAGGUCUGUGUUUUGUCCUCCUGCUAUCACCUCAGUAGCUGCAGGUAAAAGAGGGAAGAGAAGGGGAAACAGGCUACAUCAUUAGGAGGAAUUCAGAGGGUAUUUGACUUGUUGAAGUGUGCAGUUUACAAGCUUGUGUUAAAAUGUGUUUAUGUUGGGAAGCACAGUGGAGCAGCUGGCUUUGGCAGUCCCACAGAGGCUCAGGAGACGAAGGACAGCACAUUUUGUCAGCUGCUGGCUGAUCCACGCCAGCAAUAGAUGUUAGAGUAGAACAGAUAUGCACAGCCCCCAGAAAAAGGGGAUUUUCUCAUUCAUACAGAUGUAAAUGUUUGGAUGUGAUUCUUAAAAUUACUGAAUAAAUUUAAUAUAAAAAAGUGACUUAGAUGGAAACUUUAACAGCUAAAGAUAGCAGAGUAAUUUAUCACAUUUAAUUUAAUUGUCCUGCAGUUUUUGUUAGGAAUAUUUUUCACAAAACUGAUCUCAAUGUUUACAUAUUAUAUGCUGUCUAAAAUAAAGUAUGACUGUUACAUUUGAUGUUUUAACCAAAAAAA
Cyprinodon tularosa is the source of this 6183-nucleotide messenger RNA. It is a transcript of the gene grm3, whose product is annotated as glutamate receptor, metabotropic 3. NCBI's taxonomy places the organism in Eukaryota, Metazoa, Chordata, Actinopteri, Cyprinodontiformes, Cyprinodontidae. Gene Ontology annotation, biological process: regulation of synaptic transmission, glutamatergic; G protein-coupled glutamate receptor signaling pathway. Gene Ontology annotation, molecular function: group II metabotropic glutamate receptor activity. The coding region runs from base 630 to 3281 and encodes 883 amino acids. Gene Ontology annotation, cellular component: membrane. The transcript is spliced from 15 exons. The record is from RefSeq and is a predicted model, not a curated record.